Lampris incognitus (smalleye Pacific opah) is the source of this 1740-nucleotide messenger RNA. Its product is annotated as pre-mRNA-splicing regulator WTAP-like. NCBI's taxonomy places the organism in Eukaryota, Metazoa, Chordata, Actinopteri, Lampriformes, Lampridae. The coding region runs from base 126 to 1247 and encodes 373 amino acids. Gene Ontology annotation, cellular component: nucleus. The record is from RefSeq and is a predicted model, not a curated record. The transcript has 8 exons. Gene Ontology annotation, biological process: regulation of alternative mRNA splicing, via spliceosome.
CUGCGGUGUCGGGCUUGCCGAAGGUCGCAGUCUUCAGCGGCUCCGCAGUCAUUUUGCAGACAAGCUGAUCAACCGCGACUACAAACUGACAUUGUAGAAACUGGGGACACCCCAUCGCCAACAGAAUGACUGACGACGAGCCUUUGCCCAAGAAGGUCUGUCUCAGUGAAUCAGAUUUUAAGAAUAUGACUCGUGAAGAAAUCUUUGAAAGGUGGAAGCAGGAGGAAGCCUUUAUUGAAGUGCUAGAGAGAAAAUAUUCCCAGUUGAAUUCAAAUGAUGUCACCAACCUUAGGGAAUCGGAGGAGAAACUGAAGCAGCAAACACAGGAGGCAGCUCGGAGGGAGAACAUCCUUGUUAUGAGGCUUGCCACCAAGGAGCAGGAAAUGCAGGAAUGCUCUACCCAGAUUCAGUACCUCAAGCAAGUUCAACAGCCAGGUUUGGCCCAGCUGAGGUCAUCCAUGGUGGAUCCUGCUGUCAACCUGUUUUUCCUCAAAAUGAAGCGUGAACUGGAUGAGAGUAAAGACAAACUGGACCAGGCCAAAAAUGAACUCAGUGCUUGGAAGUUUACACCUGAUAGUCAGACAGGGAAGAAGCUGAUGGCCAAGUGUCGGAUGCUGAUCCAAGAGAACCAGGAACUGGGCCGGCAGCUGUCCCAGGGGCGCAUCGCCCAACUGGAGGCUGAACUGGCAUUGCAGAAGAAGUAUAACGGAGAGCUCAAGAGCAGCCAGGAUGAGCUCAACGAUUUCAUCAUUCAGCUGGAUGAGGAGGUGGAGGGCAUGCAGAGCACCAUCCUGGUUCUCCAGCAGCAACUUAGGGAGGCCCGUCAGCAGCUGGUCCAGGCUCAGAGCGCUGCAGUGGGCUCGGCAGUCCCAAGUCAGACGGAGCAUGCCCACAACAAGGAUUCUGGAGAUGGAGUGACCAAUGGGCCCAGAAACACCAGCCCUAUUCACAGGACAGCAACAGAACCCUCUGGGGAGAUGAGCAACAGCAGCACAGGGCAGCAUGCUGAACCGUCCCCCUCCCCUAGCACAGAAAGAAAACUCUCCAACUAUAAUCACUUGGGGAAUGUGAACCAGCUUAGCCAGGCUUAUGAGACAGUUGACUCCCCAACUGGUAGUGAAACCUCCCUCACACAACAUUCCACUGGCACAGACUCAAACCAAGACUUGCAAGAAGAUCAGGAAGAUGGAAUGCCUACAGGAAAUGUAGUAGGACUACAAAUGCACAACAUGCUCAGAAUGGCUUGAAUGUUAAAUUACAGGGACCCUAUGAAUCUUAGGAUCUCUAUAUAUUUGGACAUGAACUUCUAGGUUGAAAUAAUUGGGGAGGCAGCAUUCUCAGUUAUAGAAAAGGUGUUUCCAUGUCAAUAAUGAUAUAACCAACCAACCACAGAUCAAAAAUAAGUGCUGCAGCCUUUUAUUUUUCUCUAUGAUUUUGAUUAAAGCGAUAUGUGGAGUUGGUGGAUUCUCGACCAACUUAAAAUAAAUUUAACGUUGGACUUCUUUGGCCAUGGUAGUUGUAUUGUGUUAAUUAGCCAUUUUCUGUCACAGCAUUUCGGUGUUAUGUGUUGGAGGUUGGGUCAAUGAAACAAGGAGUCAAUACCUAGGUUUAACAUGGAAACCAAAAAUCUGACUUCCAGCGUAAUAUGACCUAGAAUUGAUAUUUUCAUUUGUUUUUUUAUUCCUGAUGGGGAGGGGGGAUAUAUAUAUAUAUAUAUAUAUAAAAAAUUUUAACUUUUGA